This is a messenger RNA of Alosa alosa (allis shad), 3535 nucleotides long. It is a transcript of the gene ppt2b, whose product is annotated as palmitoyl-protein thioesterase 2b. Gene Ontology annotation, cellular component: lysosome. Gene Ontology annotation, molecular function: thiolester hydrolase activity. The transcript is spliced from 8 exons. The record is from RefSeq and is a predicted model, not a curated record. NCBI's taxonomy places the organism in Eukaryota, Metazoa, Chordata, Actinopteri, Clupeiformes, Clupeidae. The coding region runs from base 329 to 1240 and encodes 303 amino acids.
ACAGACUUGAUGCAGCACGCCAUAUGCCGACGGAGUUGAUAGAAAGUGGUGAUGAGUAGAAACGUUCGUUAGCUAGUAAACAAACAAAAACACAUGCACAUUUAACCAGAAUAGGGCUGUAAAUAGCUGGGCGUUGACAAAGGGACCCGUUCACAUCUGUAAUGUUUUAAGGCUGUUUUUACAUUCAGUAUUUUGCUUCAGGUAUAACAAUGACCAGCUAGCUUGGUAACCGCUGCCUGCUUAACGUUUUUGCUGCUUGUUUUUACUGUUCGGACGUGCUGUUGUUUAAAAAGGGAUUAAGAAAGGGACCGUGUCUGGGGAAAACGCAAUGUCAGUGUUUUGCGCAAGAGUAACGUUACAUCACCAGAAGAAAAGCGGGGCGACCAGAUUAUUGUGGUCCCUCCUCGGAGCCUGUUUUUUCUCCGCUGUUUUGGGGUACCGACCAGUGAUCAUUGUCCAUGGACUAUUCGACAGCUCCGGCGAUUUUGUAAAUUUGCAAAGAUUUAUAAAUCAGUCUCACCCAGGCACAAAUGUGUCAGUGAUCGACCUGUUUGACAGAAGCGCCAGCCUACAGCCGCUAUGGAAACAGGUGGAGGGGUUCAAGGAGGCAAUCUAUCCCAUAAUGCAAAAUGCUGCUGAUGGCGUCCACCUCAUUUGUUACUCUCAAGGCGGUCUGGUGUGCAGAGGCAUUCUGUCGACCCUCUCGGACCACAAUGUCCACUCUUUCAUUUCGCUGUCCUCACCUCAGGCUGGCCAGUAUGGAGACACGGAUUACCUGAAGUACCUCUUUCCUUCCUUUGUCAAAUCAAACCUGUUUCACUUCUGUUACACAUCUGUGGGUCAAAGAAUAUCCAUCUGCAAUUUCUGGAAUGAUCCUCAUCACAGAGAUAUGUAUAUCAACAGCAGUGACUACUUGGCACUGCUGAACAACGAGAGAUCGAACCCCAAUGCUACCCAGUGGAAAAACAACUUUCUUCGCAUGAAGAAGCUCGUCUUAGUUGGCGGGCCAGAUGACGGAGUCAUCACUCCGUGGGAGUCAAGUCAGUUUGGAUUUUAUGAUGAAAACGAAACUGUUGUUGAAAUGAAGAACCAGGAGGUGUACCUGCGGGACACGUUUGGCCUGAAGACGCUGCAGGCUCGUGGGGACGUGGUCCUAUGCGCAAUGGCUGGCGUCCAGCACGUCUACUGGCACUCCAACCAAACGGUGUUCACUACCUGUAUGGAGAAAUGGCUGACCUAAGGCUCGUCUUCCUCUCGGGUACCAUGAGGGUUAGACACACGGCCCGAUCCGACCCUUAUAACUCAACCAACCCACCCAACCACCCAGCCACUCACUUACUCUCUCACCCCUGUGCCUUUUCCGUCAGAGAGUGAGAUGCACACAGUCAAUGCAAGACGAGGCAAGAAGACGUGGUAUAUUUUUCAGCAGAAUUUCACAUAUACAAAUACAGUAUAUUUGAACGUGUUUUUUGUUUUGUUACGACAAACAACAAAAUGAAACAAACUUAUGUCCUCACCCUAUGUGUGGAAAAGCGCUACACGUUCAAUCAACUUUACACUUCCUACUACAGUUUACUCCGCACACAAACAUCUUUUUUACCAUUUGUAAAUGUGUGCCUAUGUGUGAUCCAUAUAGAACGACUUAGUCUAUGAAUCAUUGUGCCUGAGAAGACUUCUGCUGUCUCAAUGCAAGCAUCGAGUCUAAUUCGAGGUUUUACUUCAUGCUCAAUCAUGUCAUGAAUAUAUAUAUAUUUUUAAUUAUUAUUUUAUUUUGCUUUUAAAGCAUGUUAGCUCACGUAUGCAGUAGAAAUCAUGCCUUAAAUGUUCAGUCAUCCGUAAGAGUUACAUUUAAACCGAAAGUGCUACACUGGUCCUGAGUACACCUUUGGCAUCAUGCUCUCUUGAGCAUGAAAAUCUAGUGUAAAUUUGAUUAUACUAUACCAUUCCCGUGAUUAAGUUACAUAUGAAGUCACCAGCCGCUGGCAAACACACACUGACUUUUUGCCCAAAGAGUGCAACUUCUAACUGCUUGUGCCCCUGUGCCACCCCUAGUGUCACACCCCUGAGGGACAGUAAAGUGAAAUAGAGAAUAGAACUAUAAGAAAGGGACAGGUGGAAUAGAACUAUAAGAAAGGGACAGGUGAAAUAGAACUAUAAGAAAGGGAAAGGUAGAAACUCAUUAAAGGGAAAAGUGUUCUUAGGAAUUAUAGGGCAAUGCUAGACUGACAUUCAUCUGUACCGUUGUCUUAUGUGUUCCAUGCCGUGACAUACCUCUCAUUGAAACUAGUAGACACACACACCUCAGGCCAGGGCUCAAAAUCUAUUUUAUGUGGAGACGAGUCUGGCAAGAGUUGACAAGCUGUUUUAUUAUUUCAUCUUUGUAAUGUAUUUUAAUGUUGUUGUAGUGUGUGUGUGUGUGUCUGUUUAUGUAUGUGUGGGUGUGUGACUGUGUCUGUGUGUGUGUGGGUAAGAGAGAAAGAGGGAAAAAGGGACUUAAAAGGGAAAAGUGAAGUCCGUACUUGCACAAAAGGGUAUGGAGUGUAAAUGUCUAUUUGAAAGCUAUCCUUUAGGAUUGAAAGGAAAUAACCUUCUCAUGUAGAUAUUUUAUUAAUCAUGGCAGUAUUGUGUGUGUGUUAAUUUAUCUACUUGUACUGUGUAAUGCUUGUUUAUUUCUCUGCUUUUGAAAAAAAAAAGAAAAUAAGUUUUAAUUUAUGUUUAUGUAGUCUAGUUUGCAUAUCUUUUAUCUUCUUCUACUGUUCUUACUAUUAUUAUUUUAUUUUUAAAGAUCAAUUGGUCAGUGGUAGACCAUCUGAACUUUCAUUCAGAAAAAAAGACAUUUAGUCCUUGAUCUAGAUUGGCCAAACAAACCCAUUUCUCUUAUCGUUGUUUGAGGUUAUGUUAAGGUUUCCUUUCCUCAUGCUUCUCCUUAAUUUGGACAAAUGAUUCACAGACUGAUGAUUGUCCAAUUUUGUUGUGUGUGUUAUUAUCUAUUAUUGUGUCACUUAGCCUAGAGUGGUCCUGAAGGUCAGGGUUUCUUUUUUUUUUUCUCUGACCAUAAAUGGUAGUAGUUUAAAUGUGAGAGAACAAAACAAAACAUUUUGUUAAGCUUGUAUCACUUGUUAUACUGGCUAUAUAUUUUCUAGCUUGGUUUCAGUUAAUACACUCUUAGGAAAUGUGGGAUUGUCUAAAGCUACCAAGGUCUCACUGCCCUGUGACAUUUGAACCCAUAGAUGCCAAGGAGAACUGUUAAGGACUUUAUCCUUUUAAUAUUAUUUUCCAAAUGGAAGAAGCAUGUUUCAUUUUUUGCAAACAAUGUCAACAGACAUCCCUUCCAUUUAAAGUUUGAAACCUUGAAAGAAACCUAUCCUUUUUAGAUUGUGUUUUUCUAUUGAAAACAUUUUACCAAUGUGCUUUACAGUUUGUACUUGAAGAUAUCUGUGUCCUAAACAUGUGUUUGUAUAUUUUAAAUGGAACAUUGUUUUCCCUCAGAAUGUUGUUAAUGUCUGCUCUUCUAAAUAAAAGGCAGUUUUAUUGA